CUCCUCCCCAGCGCCGCCUCCCUCCGCCGGGCUUCCGGGAGCCCUCGUGAUCCGCUCCGCCGCCACCAGCGCAGCGCAGCCCGCAGCGAGCCCCGCUCGGCCGCCCGUGGUCUGUGCUAGAUCCUGCGCGCCAUGUGCUGGCUUCGUGCUGCGGCCCUGCUGCUCUGGGCAGGGCUGGGCCUGGCCCAGGAUUACCCAUUCCGGGACCCCACCCUGCCCUGGGAGCAGCGGCUGGACGACCUCAUCGGGCGGCUCACCCUGGGGGAGCUGGUGCUGCAGAUGGCGAGAGGUGGCGCUAAGUACAACGGGCCAGCGCCCCCCAUUGAGCGGCUGGGGAUCAAGCCCUACAACUGGAACACUGAGUGCCUGAGUGGGGAUGGGGAAGCCCCCGGCUGGGCCACGGCCUUCCCCCAAGCGCUGGGCUUGGCGGCCUCCUUCAGCCCCGAGCUCAUCCACCGUGUGGCCAAUGCCACUGCCACGGAAGUGAGAGCCAAGCACAACUACUUCAUGUCCACGGGCAUCUACGGCGACCACACAGGCCUCAGCUGCUUCAGCCCGGUGCUGAACAUCAUGAGACACCCGUUGUGGGGCAGGAACCAGGAGACGUACGGCGAAGACCCGUUCCUGAGCGCAGAGCUGGCCGUGGCGUUCGUGCAGGGGCUGCAGGGCGACCACCCCCGUUACGUCAAGGCCAGUGCCGGCUGCAAACACUUCAGCGUGCACGGGGGGCCCGAGAACGUGCCCGUCUCCAGGCUCAGCUUUGAUGCCAAGGUGCAAGAGCGGGACUGGAGAAUGACCUUCCUGCCCCAGUUCCAGGCCUGUGUGCGCGCUGGCUCCUACAGCGUCAUGUGCAGCUACAACAGGAUCAACGGCGUGCCCGCCUGCGCCAACAAGAAGCUGCUGACAGACAUCCUGCGGGCAGAGUGGGGCUUCCAGGGCUACGUGGUGAGCGACGAGGGGGCCGUGGAGUUGAUCAUGUUGGCCCACCGCUACACACACAGCUUCCUGGAGACGGCCAUCGCCUCGGUGAACGCUGGCUGCAACCUAGAGCUGUCCUUCAGCCUGACGGAGAACGUCUUCAUGAGCAUCAGCGAGGCUGUGGCCAAGGGUAACAUCACGCUGGAGACGGUGAGGGCCCGGGUCCGGCCACUCUUCUACACACGUCUGCGGCUGGGGGAGUUCGACCCCCCUGCCAUGAACCCCUACAGCGCCCUCGACCUGAGCGCCGUGCAGAGCCCCGCCCACAGGAGCCUCGCCGUGGAGGCCGCCGUCAAGAGCUUUGUGCUGCUGAAGAACAAGGGGGGGACGCUGCCCCUCAGCGCCCAGGCCCUGGCCGGCAAGCGGAUCGCGGUCGUUGGUCCCUUUGCCGACAACCCCAGGGUGCUGUUUGGGGACUACGCACCCAUCCCGGACCCCCAGUACAUCUACACCCCCAGGAGGGGCCUGGAGACCCUGCCAGCCAAUGUCAGCUUCGCCGCAGGCUGCAGUGAGCCCAGGUGCCAGUACUACUCACCGGGCGAGGUGGAGAGGGCGGUCUGGGGAGCCGACGUCGUCGUGGUGUGCCUGGGCACAGGGACUGACCUGGAGACAGAGGCGAAGGACCGACGGGACCUGUCCCUGCCCGGGCACCAGCAGAAGCUGCUGCAGGACGCUGUGGCCUGGGCCGUGGGGCGCCCCGUCAUCCUGCUGCUGUUCAACGCGGGGCCACUGGACGUGGGCUGGGCCCAGGCCCACCACGGAGUAGGCGCCAUCCUGGCGUGCUUCUUCCCAGCGCAGGCCACGGGCAUCGCCAUCAUCAAGGUGCUGCUGGGGGAGGAGGGGUCCAGCCCGGCGGGCAGGCUCCCGGCCACCUGGCCAGCUGGCAUGGACCAGGUGCCAGCCAUGGAGAAUUACACCAUGGAGGGGCGCACGUACCGGUACUAUGGGCCAGUGGCCCCGCUCUACCCCUUCGGCUACGGACUGUCCUACACCACCUUCCUCUACCGGGACCUGGCCUUGAGCCCCACAGUGCUGCCCCUCUGCGCCAACCUCAGCGUCUCCGUGGUGGUGGAGAACACUGGGCAGAGGGAUGGUGAAGAGGUGGUGCAGCUGUACCUGCGUUGGGCGCAGCCCUCCGUGCCAGUGCCCCGCUGGCAGCUGGUUGGAUUCCGCCGGGUGCCUGUUGCCGCAGGCCGGGCGGCGAAGCUGCUGUUCCUGGUGACCUACGUGCAGCGCGCCGUCUGGGCCGAGCAGUGGCAGCUGGAGCCGGGCGCCUUCACGCUCUUUGUGGGCGGGCAGCAGCCGGGCCAGGAGACACGUGCCAGCUCCGAGGUCCUGCGGGCGGAGUUCACUGUGACCGGCAGCACCCGACCCCUGAGCCGCUGCUAAGGACAGGGACGGUUUCUGGGGCACUGGAAUGGGAAUUGCAGGGGGCUAGGAUGUGGCCAUGUGCGGUGGGGCUGGGAUCUGGCCCAGCACCCAGCUGGCUGUAGCAGGAAGCGGGGGCACAUGGCUGGCUCUAUCAGGGUUAGGAGGGCCGGCCCGGCACCUGGCUGGCUGUAUUCGGGGGCCCGGCUGGCACUUGGCUGGCUCUACUGGGGACAAUGGGAGCUCAUUCACUCGAUGCACAAUAAACUUUGCCCAGCGUUGA
Messenger RNA from Trachemys scripta elegans, 2629 nucleotides. Its product is annotated as probable beta-D-xylosidase 2. The coding region runs from base 133 to 2367 and encodes 744 amino acids. Gene Ontology annotation, cellular component: plant-type cell wall. Lineage: Eukaryota; Metazoa; Chordata; Testudines; Emydidae. Gene Ontology annotation, molecular function: xylan 1,4-beta-xylosidase activity; alpha-L-arabinofuranosidase activity. Gene Ontology annotation, biological process: arabinan catabolic process; xylan catabolic process. The transcript has 15 exons. The record is from RefSeq and is a predicted model, not a curated record.